UGCGUUGAGUGUGGAUGAGCUGCGAGACGCUGUUAGCACGCUUGCUUUGUUGUCGCAGCGCGAAUCGUUUCCUGAGUAUGAUACAAUGUAUAAAAAUAAAGCAAAAACUAAAAGUAAUUUAAAAAAUUUAAAUAUAUUUAUGGAUGAAAAUAAAUUAUUAAGAGUAGGGGGAAGAUUGUCUAACGUUUUUCAAUUCGAUUAUAAUAAAAAAUAUCCUAUUCUACUUUCAUCUAAACAUCAUUUUACUUACCUGUUAUUUCGCCAUGAACACAUAAAACUGUUACACGCAGCACCACAGUUGUUAUUAUUUACCAUUCGGGAAACGUGGUGGCCAGUCAGCGGCAGGAAUCUUGCCAAGAGGGUUGUGCACGAGUGUGUUGUUUGCACGCGGUUUCGUGGCAAGACUCUGUGUCCACUGAUGGGCAAUUUACCAACUAAGCGACUAGCUAUAAGUUUUCCAUUCGCAGUCAGUGGUGUUGAUUAUUUUGGGCCGGUGCUCAUACUAAAUCGAAAGGGCAGAGGUGCAAAAUUAACAAAAGCGUAUGUUAGUUUAUUUAUUUGUUUUACAACUCGAGCCAUCCAUCUCGAAUUAGUGGGUGAUUUGUCUACUGAUGCAUAUUUGCUUGCGCUCAAGCGAUUCAUCUCACGUCGAGGUAAACCAGCAGAAGUAUUCUCGGACAAUGGAAGAAACUUCACUGGCUUAAUGACAGAAUUUUCAAAAUUUUUAAAUAAUUGCGCAGAUAAUAUUAGAGAUUAUGCUAUUAACAAUAAUAUUAAAUUUAGUUUCAUUCCCCCCUAUUCCCCUCAUUUUGGUGGUCUAUGGGAAGCGGGGGUGAAGUCAUGUAAGCAUCACCUUAAAAGGGUGCUAGGCAACGCUCAUUUUACAUUUGAAGAGUUUAGUACAGUCUUAACACAGGUAGAAGCUGUCCUGAACUCCCGUCCUAUUUCUCCUAUGUCAGCGGAUCCCAAUGAUUUUUCCCCACUCACUCCUGCCCAUUUCUUGGUUGGUCGUCCACUGACGUCGCCUGCUAGUGAAGACUAUGAGCAAGCUGCACUUCAGCGACUCACGCGGUACCAACGAGUUGAGCAAGUCCGACAGCACUUUUGGACCCGCUGGUCAAAAGAGUACGUUUCGGAGCUACAAGUUAGGACAAAGUGGAUGAAGAGUGGAGAUUCAUUAAAGGAAGGCACUCUUGUCCUUAUCAAAGAUGACAACAGCCCUCCGUUAAAGUGGAGCAUGGGCCGGAUCGUAUCUACGUUCCCUGGGAAGGAUGGAGUUUCUAGAGUUGCUGCCAUUAGAGUCGCAUCCGGCGCAAUUACACGGCGCGCCUUCUCUAAAAUUUGCCCGCUACCUCUGGAUGCAGCGGACAACGUAAACUCUUGGAAGUUGGAGCUUCCAAGGCCGGGGGCAUGUCAAGACGUAGAACGGAACGCCGCUUGAAAGAGGCGGUUGAAAGAAGCCUCGUCCUCGAAUGGUUGUCACGCUACUGACGGUUAAUCAAAACAUUUUUGUAACGUUAAAAAAUAUAUGUUAU
Molecule: messenger RNA, 1535 nt
Organism: Vanessa atalanta (red admiral)
Lineage: Eukaryota; Metazoa; Arthropoda; Insecta; Lepidoptera; Nymphalidae
Exons: 1
Coding region: 86-1441 (451 amino acids)
Biological process (GO): DNA integration
Molecular function (GO): nucleic acid binding
Source: RefSeq, a predicted model, not a curated record